UCGAAUACGUCGGAUGUCCAGAUUCCCCGACCGAGGAUAGAGCUAGAGGCUCCCAUGAAUAUUUGCCCCGACAAGAGUGAUUGAUGGGAGAAAGUCUUUCCGAUUCCUCUCGAGAGUCGAGAUAAGGAUCACGCCCUAUGCUCAAGGAAACCAAAAUGACUACCACCACUAUAAGUGGGAUCCAAGAGGAAAUGAAUCCCGGUCCAUAUACACGGCGAACUGUUUGUUAUCUUUUAGUCUCUGCUAUCGCUUUCGUUUUGCUGUCGCUGCGUUAUUGUUGCCGUUGUCACUGGAAUCUGCUCGAGAAUCUGCUCGAGAUUCUCGAAUUCCAACGAUGCAGUUGCUAUGCUUUCUCCAAACAAUAUGUCGGCCAUUUUUGGGAUGAUUGAGUGUGAAAUAAUUAAUGCUCCGCAAGUUCAUCCGUCGGAAUCCGAUCAUCCCUUCGGCUCGCCCCGCGUCUGACACAAACAUCG
Molecule: messenger RNA, 473 nt
Organism: Amorphotheca resinae ATCC 22711
Lineage: Eukaryota; Fungi; Ascomycota; Leotiomycetes; Helotiales; Amorphothecaceae
Exons: 1
Coding region: 138-389 (83 amino acids)
Source: RefSeq, a predicted model, not a curated record